Messenger RNA from Brassica rapa (field mustard), 5993 nucleotides. Its product is annotated as beta carbonic anhydrase 3. The record is from RefSeq and is a predicted model, not a curated record. Gene Ontology annotation, molecular function: carbonate dehydratase activity; zinc ion binding. NCBI's taxonomy places the organism in Eukaryota, Viridiplantae, Streptophyta, Magnoliopsida, Brassicales, Brassicaceae. Gene Ontology annotation, biological process: carbon utilization.
AGAUUUUUAACAGUUUUAGUAAUUUAUGCUUGUUUUUAAAAAUUCAAAAUAUAAUAUAUACAAAAAGUCUAAUUUUUUAUUAUAUGGUUAAUAUUGUUGUUUAAUUUAUUUUAAUAGUUUAAAAUUAAACAAAUGUAAUAUAAGAUGCACUUAUUUUUAUCAAAUUUUUAUUAUUCAAAACCAUUAAGUGGCAUAUAUACUUUAGCCACAUUAGAAUUAUUUAAGUGAUGACAUAUGGCUACAAAAAAUGUUAUAAUGCUUCAUAAUUAAUAUUUUUUUUUUUUGCUAAAUGGUAAAUAUCAUUUAAGAAUGAAGGUUUGGUUACAACAUAGCCGAACCUGAAUAUGCUUGAUAGCAAUUCCGUUUCAUAGAAGUCGCAAAAAGUUAUAAAAAAACUUUGAGAAACACAUGAAUUAGAACCAGAACAACCAUAAGUGGUGUUCAUGGAGCUAAUAGAGAUUAGAAAAACCGACAACAAAUAAACUCUCAACUCAAGGAACUACUUGUAUCAUGGCAGAACCAUGAAAAAAUCUUAGCAAAGCUAAGAGAGGAACACCCGAACACUCACCCGAGGGUGGCUCCUAGCAGCUUCUACGGAGGCGACUUGCAACGGCUCCGGGACACCAAAGGAGGAGGACGUUGAGCAGAACCAAACCCAAAGCUUUCUCAGCAACAAAAACCCAUAGUGGACCCAGCAAUACUCUGCCUGACAUGAAGAACAUACCUGUCAAGCGUAGGCGGUAAAUUUGGUUUCCAACCGGCCACGCGACGUUAAAAUGCUCAAUUAAUAUAUAAGAGAUAUCUAUAACGUAUAACUAUUUAUUUUCUUAAUACAUUAAAUAUAUAUAUAUUUAAUUUUAUAACAUGCAAACUAUUUCCUUUUUCCUUUAAUUAUCUGACCGCAAAGAGGUGAACACAAAAGAGUCCAUCAUCCAUAUACGCAGAACCAGUCGUAAUAGUAAUUUCAAUACUUUUUCACAAUAAUCAAAUGGUUAUAGUUUGGUGAUUAAAAGUUUUUUUUUUUUUUUUGUAACUUGGCUAACUAUUAAAAGUAUUUUAAAUGCUCGUUUUAGUAAGUUUGAAUUCGCUUAAUCUGAUUUUAACGAUUUUGGCUACUGCAUAAAUGCCUUCAAUUAAAAAAAAAAAACCAGAUUUAUAAUGUAUUGGAUUGACUAGCUGGAUUUCCCUAAAAGACAUGCAAAUCAAUACAUAUAUGAAGUGUUUUAAAUUUUAAAAAGUUACGAUUACGAAAAUAAUAGUAGUUUAUUUCAUUUUGCAACGUGAUCCACCAGCCAACGUUAGUUGACUCAUCCAGUCAUAUCCGUUGGCCUGAAUAAAACAAAUUGUUUUUUUUUGGUAACAAUAAAACAAAUUGUUACUUUUGUCUAUUUUUGUUAAAUUGCUUUUUUUUCUUUAACGUAAUCCCUUUACCGAUGAUUAAUUAUUAUUGAAUUCACCGAUACUUACCUUUUCUGCAGUGACUAUUGUUAAAUCUUAUUACUUGUUUUUAACGUGGUAAUUGCAAUAUGGGAAGAUAAAAAAAUGUUAAGAAUAGAAAGAGAUAUUAUUAAGAAUUUGGCACCACUUGCAAACCAUUCUUAAAAUAUCGUUUUCUCUCUUCUUCCGAUUGAUAUUUUUUUCCUAAUCUUUACUCCUGCAAUUAAUUGACAAAAUCAGAGCAAUGAGCGUCGGUUUAUAUCCAAAAGUAUAGAUGGAAAAAAUGUUAAGAAGAACGACACAAAAGAAUGUUGGUUCUUCGAGUCUUGUGAAAAAUUGCUGGAAUAAAACAAAGUUUUACCGUGAAUUAGAUCUUAAUUAUUGUUCGAUAGAGCAGAGGUUUUAAAGGCUUCGUGCUUUCCACAAGACUACAACUCUAUCUCACAAUGUUUUUCUUUUCUUUUUCACUUGGGUACCAUAAAGUUUUUGGAAAACACUAUCAGUCUACAACAUCGAACUUUCCAAACUUUCAUAGCUAAGAAAGGCGUCAUUUGUGCAGGAGAUUUAUCUCAAUGUGGCUGAACCUUUUGAACGAAAAAAAUACUAAACACAAGGAAUGAAAACUUUUGACGUUAAAUUACUGGCUUGCUUCAUAAAUAAAAUUUUAUAAAUUGAUAAUAUUUUCUGUCUUACUUGACUAUUCUAUAAUAGCAUCUUCAUAAUUUUGAGAUUGAUUCUCAACCACUCGAUUGAGCUCUCGAUUUUAGUUGGUCUUGGUCCUCUACCAUGAUAUAUAUUAUCUAUAUAUCCCUACGUAGAUCGAGACUUAUCUAGUUUUCAUUGACGAAAAGGUAAAAGUGAUUGAAAUCAAUAUCAAGACCAAGUGAUACUGUACAUGUAUACAGGAGAAAGAGGGUGAAUUCACCACUGGCGUCUAUUUUCCUUCUUUCUCAAAAGAGAUAAUAUGUGAUUGUAUCCCUUUUAGACCACCAUAUUAAACUCCUACCUAAACCGAAGAAGAGAAUUAUAUAUUCCCGUUUUGGCCCUACAAACCUCCGAGUCUACUUCCCCUGCAACCCUAUCAACCCACUCACAGACGGUUGUAUCAGUGUGUCAGUCAGUGUAUCAGUCUACUAGUUUCUAGCUAUCUCUCUUCCCUCUUAUAGUAAGCUCUAGCUCUCUUUCUCUCUCUCUCUUUAAUACUGUAUCUCAUAGGAACAAAAAAGAGAACAUUGUUGUUAAUCAUAUUUCUCUUUACUGACUUUGAUUUCUAAAUUAAAAGAGAACGUCAUCAUGGUUUGUUUGAUUUUUUCUUGUUCCUCCGGCGGUCGAACCCGUCCCAAAAUAAGUCGUAAGUAGCGAAUACAUGUUUUGUUAGAUGAUACAUUGUUUGUUAGAUUAUACGUAUUUUGAUAACAAUUAUGUUAACCAAGUUUUUACUUAGUUAUCUGAUACCAUUUUAUGUUUAGUUUUAUCAAUUUUUUCAUUUUCUACUCUUUGAAAAAAUAUUUCGUAAGUUAUUAUUAUUAUAAUAAAACAUUGUUACUUAAUAAAAUAAAUAAUUGAGAAUAUACAAAUAAACUUUUCAUUAACUGAUAUAUGGUUUGUUAAUUAAUAAAUGAUUUGAUAAAUUAUUUGUCAGUUUAUACAUUGUAUUGAUACAUGAUUUGUUAACUGAUAAAAGAGUGGAUACAUGAUUUGUAAGUUAAUAUAUUUUUUUAUAAAUGAAUUACUAACUGAUAAAUGAUUUUUUAACUGAUAUAUGCAAUGUUAGCUGAUGAGUUCCAGAUGAGUGAAUCAUUGUCUCAGAUGAGUUCCUGGAACACAACAAAGGCUUUCAAAUUCUCCAUCCUGGUGGUUAUGGUUAGGAAAUUGCUGAUCGAGAUAUAUUUCUGGUUAGCUGCUACGAAAGUGUGAUUAAAUGAUACAAGUUUGUUAACUGCAACAAAAUAUUACAAAAUGUUAUUAAAUAAGUGAUGUUAACCGAUACAUUGUUUGUUAACCGAUACAUAGUUUGUUAGCUGAUAUAUGGUUUGGUUUGUUAACUGAUACAUUAUUUGUUAACGAAUAUAUGGUUUGUUAGUUGCUACAAACUUGGCUGCAAAGUAAUGGUCACUCAUUUGGUAUAAAGCAAUGUAUCAUAUAACAAACUACGUAAUAGCUAACAAAUUAUGUAUCGAAUAUUUUAUUUGUUAACAAUCAUGUACUGGUUAACAAUUCAUGUAUCAGCUAACGACAACUAUUUUGUAAUCUUGAAAACCAUUUAUCAAUUAGCCACAAUCUCUUUGUAACAACUAACAUAUUUUUUCUUCCAUAGAAUUACUACUUUAAAUCUACGAUCUUCGCUUUAUUUUUUUAUGUUUUUUUACAAAAACAAUGAAUCUUUUGGAAUCUUCAUAAAAAAAUCAUCAAUGUUUUUUUGAUCUUUAUAUAAAACAUUGUAAAAUUAGUCUGAUUUUUUUUUUCUAUAAGCUUGAAUGAUAAAUGAAAGAGAUGAGAAAGAAAACUAGAUUUCUAUUAAUAUAAUAAAAACCAUAAAAUUAACUCACAAAUAAAAGAAAAAAUGUAGAGAAAAAGACUAACUACAAACCUAUCCUAAUUACAUCUCUAUAGCUCAUCUCUAUAGCUCUGACACAAUUCUGUUUCACCUGUCGCGCGUCAGAAACUUUUGUCAGUAGACAAAGAUUGCAAGUCGUAGAGUUUUGUGUCAGAUGCGAGAGAAAGUCGCAAGUAGCAUCGAGGGCAUUUUCGUCUAUUUCAAACCAAAGAGAUACAACUUGAAACUUUUAUGUCACUCAAUAGAUAGAAAUCAUUUUAGGACUUCAUUUUAAAAUAUCUAGCUAAUUGUCCCUUCUCAAAAAAUAAAAUAUUAUAAUUUGGAGGAUUUUGUUUCCUCCAUGCUAAACAUUUUGUAUAUUUUUUACAAUUACAUUGGUUUGUUUUAAUAAGCGUCUAUCCCAAAAAGUUAUUUUUAAAUAAUCUAAUUCAUUAGGAAUUUUUAAUUCCUACUAUGACAAGUGGAAAGCAUAUAAAAUUUUGCCGCGUAAUGAGAUGUCACUGAUCUCCGGCUAUAAAUAAUGGAGUAUAGAGUACCAUCUCUUUAGAUAAGCAAGUAAAAUUGCAUUUAUUUUCAAGUAUCACUCUCUCUAGAUCGUUUGUUAUCAAAAGCACCUCCCAAGAUCCGCCUACAAACUAAAUAUUCAUUAGUGUUUGUUCUAUAGAUUCGGUUGACCAUAAUGAUGAUCUAUGUUUCUGUUUCACCUUGUCUAAGUCAUUCCUUUUCUUUAUUUUCUCACUUGUUCAAAAACUAGGAACAAGAUCAACUAAUCUAUUUCGAUUCUUAUCGCAUUAACACAUGCUUAUAGUAUUAGUUCUCCAAAACGUUUUCUUGUAUUUUCUUAUCUAAAGUCUUUUUUUUUUUUUGGUCUUAGAAACGAAAGGAAAUGUCGACGGAGACGUAUGAAGAUGCCCUUAAAAAACUAGGAGAGCUUCUCAGUAAGAAAUCGGAUCUCGGGAAAGUGGCGGCCUCAAAGAUCAAGAAGGUAACGGUUGAGCUAGAGGAACUUGAUUCCAACAAAUCAUCAGAUGCAGUAGAGCGAAUCAAAUCCGGAUUUAUCCAUUUCAAGACUCACAAGUAUCUGAAGAAGCCAUCUUUGUACAAUGCACUUGCCAAAGGCCAGAGCCCCAAGUUUCUGGUGUUUGCUUGUUCGGAUUCUCGAGUUAGCCCUACUCAGAUCUUGAAUUUCAAACCUGGGGAAGCAUUUGUCGUUAGAAACAUUGCAAACAUGGUGCCACCUUUUGACAAGACGCAACACUCUGGUGUUGGUGCAGCCCUUGAAUUUCCAGUUACAGCCCUCAACGUGGAGAACAUUCUGGUGAUUGGUCACAGCCGUUGUGGUGGAAUAAAGGGACUCAUGUCCAUCGAAGAUGAUGCUGCUCCUUCUAAGAACGUCUUCAUAGAUAACUGGGUCCAGAUCGGUACACCGGCAAAGAACAUGAUCAAGCAGGAUUUCAAACAUCUGAGCUUCAAUGAUCAAUGCAGCUACUGUGAGAAGGAAGCCGUGAACGUGUCCUUAGGGAAUCUGUUGUCUUACCCAUUUGUGAAAGAGCGAGUGGUGGAGAACAAGCUCGCCAUAAGAGGAGCUCACUACGAUUUCGUGAAAGGAACGUUUGAUCUCUGGGAACUCGACUUCAAGACCACCCCUGCUUUUUCCUUUUCUUAAAACAUUCAUACUCAUGUGUUUCUCUAUGUUUAAUACUUUUGACUCUUCUCUAGUCUCGUUUGAUCUCUGUAAUGAAUAAGCUAUAAAUAGCAUUUUAGUUCCCAUAUUCAUAUGAGUUUAUAACUCAAAACACUCUACAACGACUUUUGACACUUGCUUAAUUAGGCUACACUUAAGCAACUCAAGGGAUAGGAUACACAACGACCUUCCCUGUGGCAUGGUUCGUUUCUAGGUAUGAAAAAGCAUCAGCCACGCGUGAGAAUGGGAAAGGUCCUUUGGGAUCAACCACAGGCUUCACCUUCCCACUCUCAAUGUAUGGAUUCAGUUUCUUCA